UCUCAGUCUCAUUCAAACUGGUCGGGGAGUCUAAAUUUAGCCCUCCACCAGGCCGGCUUGUUGAAAAAUUGAUCGAUAGUGGAGUCGCUGCUAUAGUAACAGUCACAGUUUUAAUGGUGGUCAGGUGUCACCGGAUCUCCAGCCAAGCAGAUAGUGAAGGAGAGAGCCGGCUGCGGCCACAUGGAAAAACAGAGCCAUCUGUAGAGGCACUGACAUGUCCAGGGGCGGUAAUAGAACAGAUAAGGCCGAUGACAAGGUGGAGCGGUGUGUCCGUGGGAGCUGGUGGCUAGGAACACUGAAAGACACUCCCAACCCAGGCCUCUAUCACAUCCGUGACUUCCUGGAAGAAGCUGAGCUGAACCCGGUGAGGAAGACGUACGGCUUUAAAAGCGUGGGGAGGAAAGCUCAAACUCUGGGUGUGCGUAAGGGGGAUCUGCUUCUGCCAGGAGCGUACGACUACAUCGACUCCAUCCAGGAAGUUCUGACAAACCGGGCAUCGUACUCUUUCAAGAACUGCCCGCGGCCGGACAUCGUCACACUGGGAAUCAGGGACAAGCAUAUAAACACUUCACCCUGCGACUACAAUGUGACUGAGAAAACGGUGGAGAAGACUCCCUGCAAGCAUGUGAUGUUUCGCUCGACUGUGCAGCGGAUCAGCUUUCCACCUAAGGAGGGUCCGGCUCCGUGUCAGUAUGAUCCACAGUCCAGACCCUCGAGAGGCGUCACGUCCUGCUUCAGAUCCAGAUUACCUCGGCUCCACUUUGAGCACUCAAACACUCCUGGACCGGGCGCCUACGAGCCCAGCUGGAAGUUGGGCGACCGUCUGAGCAAAGACGCCACCUCAGAUCCGUCAUUCAGCCUCUUCUUCCGCAACCUCUAGUGUGGACUUCAUUUCCCACAAUGCCUUGUUUCCAGCUCCUCAUCCUCACCACUAUGUAACAUGAGCCGUAUUCGAUUAAAGGUAAAAUGUGGAAGAGAAAUAUGCAUUCCAGGUUUUUAUUAAUUACUUUUUUAUUUAUAUACUUUGACUAAUUGUUGUGGAAAUUUCCGAGUCUGUUGGGGCCGUAGUCAAAAAUCGAAUGGGGCGCCCUCCACCCAGCGUUCAUCACCAUCAUGUCUGCCAGUUCCUGCUUAGACGCUUACUCCUCUCCCUCUUUUUACCCCUCCUAUAAACGAAUAAUUCCUCUUCA
Molecule: messenger RNA, 1190 nt
Organism: Labrus mixtus (cuckoo wrasse)
Lineage: Eukaryota; Metazoa; Chordata; Actinopteri; Labriformes; Labridae
Gene: stpg4
Product: sperm-tail PG-rich repeat containing 4
Exons: 7
Coding region: 215-880 (221 amino acids)
Biological process (GO): epigenetic programing of male pronucleus
Cellular component (GO): male pronucleus; female pronucleus; germinal vesicle
Molecular function (GO): chromatin binding; histone binding
Source: RefSeq, a predicted model, not a curated record